UUUUAGGGGGCAACCGGAGGAAGGGAUGACAGGGAUAAAGAACCAGCAAGGGCUGGGGCAGGGACUGGGUUGCCUGAGCAGGGCGUGCUGCCGUCGUCAGCCCGCAGGGGGCGCUAGCAGGCAGUCUCUUGCUCCCCCGCCUCCUCCUCCUCCCCACGUGAAAGGAGGCUGGGACGCAAAGAAUGCGCCCGCCCCGGGGCUGACGCGCCCCGCGGCGGGCGCGAUCGAUCUUAAAAGGCCGGGCCGUGCGUGUGGCAUUUCGGUAGAGCUGAAGAGGAGGCAAGUUGGAAGUGCUGGGCGGCGGGCACACUGCUGUCACUGCGCCUGAGCAUCCCUGGGCUUCCCGAAGCGGACGAGCGGGCCGUGCACGCAGCCCUAGCCACGCGCCCAUCGCGGCGCUCGCCUAGUCCCCGUACCCGCGAGCGUCCGGGACUUCGCACAAAGCACGUUUCCCAAAGCAGCGCAGGGAGCGCCCGGCCGCACGCACCCUUCCUCUCCUUUGUUGCCGGGGUCUGCUGCAAGUCUGCGAACGAAGUCUUCUCCCCAAGUCGGAAUCUCCUUCCCGGGGUGGCGGGUCGCCGAGUACAGCAGCGAAGAUGCCCUUGGAGCUAACCCAGAGUCGGGUGCAGAAAAUCUGGGUGCCCGUCGAUCAUCGGCCCUCGUUGCCCAGAUCCUGUGGGCCAAAGCUGACCAACUCCCCCACAGUGAUUGUCAUGGUGGGCCUUCCUGCCCGGGGUAAGACUUACAUCUCUAAGAAGUUGACUCGCUACCUCAACUGGAUUGGCGUCCCAACGAAAGUGUUCAAUGUGGGGGAGUAUCGCCGGGAGGCUGUGAAGCAAUACAGCUCCUACAACUUCUUCCGCCCUGACAAUGAAGAAGCCAUGAGAGUCAGAAAGCAGUGUGCCUUAGCUGCCCUGAGAGAUGUCAAAAGUUACCUGACAAAGGAAGGGGGACAAAUUGCAGUUUUUGAUGCCACCAAUACUACUAGAGAGAGAAGACAUAUGAUCCUUCAUUUUGCCAAAGAAAAUGACUUCAAGGCGUUUUUCAUCGAGUCUGUGUGUGACGACCCUACAGUUGUAGCUUCCAAUAUCAUGGAAGUUAAAAUCUCUAGUCCUGAUUACAAAGAUUGCAACUCGGCAGAAGCCAUGGACGACUUCAUGAAGAGGAUCAAUUGCUAUGAAGCCAGCUACCAGCCCCUUGACCCUGAUAAAUGUGACAGGGAUUUGUCACUGAUCAAAGUGAUCGAUGUUGGCCGGAGGUUUUUAGUGAACAGAGUCCAGGACCACAUCCAGAGCCGUAUUGUGUACUACUUGAUGAAUAUCCACGUGCAGCCCCGCACCAUCUAUCUGUGUCGGCAUGGGGAGAACGAGUUCAACCUCCAGGGCAAGAUUGGGGGUGACUCGGGCCUGUCCAGCAGAGGCAAGAAGUUUGCCAACGCCCUGAGCAAGUUUGUGGAGGAGCAGAACCUGAAGGACCUCCGUGUGUGGACCAGCCAGCUGAAGAGCACCAUCCAGACAGCGGAGGCGCUGAGGCUCCCCUAUGAACAGUGGAAGGCGCUCAAUGAGAUCGAUGCUGGCGUGUGUGAGGAGCUGACCUAUGAGGAGAUCAGGGACACCUACCCUGAGGAGUACGCGCUGCGUGAGCAGGACAAAUACUACUACCGCUACCCCACUGGUGAGUCCUACCAGGACCUGGUUCAGCGCCUGGAGCCUGUGAUCAUGGAGUUGGAGCGCCAGGAGAAUGUGCUGGUCAUCUGUCACCAGGCUGUCCUGCGCUGCCUGCUAGCCUACUUCUUGGAUAAGAGUGCAGAGGAAAUGCCCUACCUGAAGUGUCCCCUUCACACCGUCCUGAAACUGACACCUGUCGCUUAUGGCUGCCGUGUGGAAUCCAUUUACCUGAAUGUGGAGUCUGUGAGCACACACAGGGAGCGAUCAGAGGCUGUCAAAAUGCAAUGCUUUGCCAGUUUAGACAGAUCUUCCUCUUACGCUGAGCAUGACUUUCUGUCUGUGGAGUCUGCAAAACACGAUGCAAAGAAGGGACCUAACCCGCUCAUGAGACGCAAUAGUGUCACCCCACUAGCCAGCCCCGAGCCCACCAAAAAGCCUCGCAUCAACAGCUUUGAGGAGCGUGUGGCUUCUACUUCUGCUGCCCUGCCCAGCUGCCUGCCCCCGGAGGUGCCCACGCAGCUGCCUGGACAAAACAUGAAAGGCUCCCGGAGCAGCACUGACUCCUCCAGUAAACACUGAAGUAGAUACAUCAGCUCCAUUCCAUUUCCAUUUCUGCAGCUUGGCUUCUACCUUCUCAUCUACCCAAGACUAAAUGAUCCCAAGGACUUCUUCUAGACUGGGGUGGGGUAGGGAAGCUGCUGGUUGGAGAGCAGCUGCACCUCUACAACGUUGGGGUGGCCAAGACACCAAAAAGCAGAUCCCUGCUUCCUAUGGUAAGCUGCAGACCUUUUCUGCUCUCUCGGGCUUCCAAGGGUGUCUGGCAUCACAGACCUCCCCCCAACAUGAGGCUUGGGAAGAUUCUGAGUAGUGGAGGAAGGGAAAGAAGGCUCCAAGAGGGGACGCUGGGUGCCACUGCACUGUUUUGUUUCCAUGAUCCCAGCUUGGCAUGGUUGUAGCUGUGGCGACAAGACCAGCAAAGAAUCCUGAAAUUAAAGGAGGGCUAGGUUGUAGUUGCUGAAGGCCAGGGAUGCCUAAAAUCUUUCACAUGGCUCUCUUGUGUGUCUUGGCCUUGGGAAAUGCCUCACGAAGAACAGAUUUUUGGCACAUGUCAAGUUGGGCCUUUUCCCCUAAGAAGUCCCUGAGCUGAGACCUGCCUAUCAACUGAGCCGUGACACUCCCUGGCUCCCCUGCAUGUAUACACGCCUUCCCAGCCCGGAGUUGAAGGACAGACUGACUAUCUAGGCGAAAGGAAAUAUCUACUGAAAUAUGAUAACUGAGGCCUCCUCUGAAAAGGGCAGGAGUCCCUCUGGAGGUAUCUGAGCACAUUGUUUUCCUGGAGCUGUUUGCUUUGCACUUUUUUUGUGUGUGGCAGAGUGUGACCUGAAAGUCACACCUUUUCUUCAGGAACUUAGAUGCUGGGGACGUUUGGCCCUUUGGGGUCAGGAGCCACGGACUGUGAGGAGUUGGGCAAGCCCAUGAGAUGGGAAGCUGAGAACCUUGGAAUCGUUGGAAGAUCAGCUCUGUGAGGUGACACAGAGAACACCACACAUCCCCCCCAUGUUGGGUGAUGGCCCAAGCUAGGUUCCUUCCAGGCUGCUUCCUCUGAGAGGUCAUCCCCAGGUUUUUGUCAAGUGUCUGCUGUGUGCCCGACACUCUGCUGGGUACCUUGGGGGAAUUCGAAGAGUUGAAUAUUGUCCUGGCUUUGCUUUCAUGGUGUCCAUGACAUUUUUGCAAUGGUGGAAAGAAAGGCUUUUAGGACAUGAAGUUCUAAAUACUGCAUGUCAGUUUCUCCUCCUUUGUCGUCUCAAAUCCUGGGGCAGGAAGGGGUGUCUUCAGCCAGAAGAAACCAUUUGAACUCAGCAGUACAGAUUGUCCAAAGGGCCCUUUUAAGGAUAUCUCACAGCUGGAGCCAAAGGUCACUUUUCUUCCUGCCUUUUGCUUGUGAGGUCUGAGAUCCUGUCCUGUCUAACUCAGGGGACAGGUUCUGGGGCGAGGGUGGAGGGGGACACACCUAAAGCUGGGAGUGGAGAGCUGAGCUAUUUUUGUUUGGUUGAGGGAGUGUUUAAAGAAUGUACUUUUCUCUAAUUGAGAUUAAAUGGGCUAUAAGGAUAACCCUACAUUGAAGUUUGUGUUUUACACCCAACCAUUCCAAUUCUCCCCUUCCACCCCACCCCUCCAGAGAGAGGGCUGUCUAUACGUUGCUGACAUGGAAGCCAUAGACCUCUAUCCCAGGACCCUGGGUCUUGGCAGACUGUGUGCAGGGGAGUGUGCAGGCUGGUCCUAUUAUGAGAUCUGUGGUUUUGCCUUUGAGGUUGUUUUCUUAGGGGCCACUUUCUGACCUCUUCCUCUCUAGUUUUCAGAGCCAAGUCUUUGAACGUAAACUCUCAAGUCUGAGACAGGCAGGGGCUGGAUGAGGGUGUGAUGACCUAAAAUCAAUGCAUGAGUAAAGAAUUCUUUGCCUAGCACAAGGCUUCAGUUUGGUAAGGGUAGAGAGCACAUCAGUAAGGUCUGGGGAAAAGCAGUGACCUGAUUUUGAGGAGGCAUUGGGGGAGGGGGUUCUGAGCUGCAGUCAUGGAACUUUUGCUUCUACUGGUUUCCUUCUCAUCCCCACAAAACAAAACAGGGACCAAUGUUUUUAACUUUGCAUAUUUGUUUUUGGGUGAUUCUCCCCUUCUCCAUUGACCAUGGGCAAAAAAGCUCUUCUCUUUGGGGGAGAAGAAAAACUGUUUGAACCACACCAAUGAUAUUUUCAUUUGUAAUACUUGAAAUUUAUUUUUUUAUUAUUUUGAUAGCAGAUGUGCUAUUUAUUUAUUUAAUAUGUAUAAGGGAGCCUAAAAAAUAGAAAGCAGUCUAGAUUGGGUUUAAUUGUUCAUUGAUUUGGGGGCCUUUUAUGUGUGAUUUUUGACUUCUCUGUGUUCUGUAUAUUUGUCUGAAUUAAUGAUCUGGGAUGAAGCUGUGCUAGCUUUCAAACAGGGGAUGCCUUCAAGAAAUUUGUAUAUUUUGCAUUUGCCAGACCAAUAAAAUACCUGGUUGAAAUACACUGAUGAAGUGCGUGUCAAAUCCUUCUGGGGAUGGGUGGAGGGGGUCCAAGAGUCUUUAACUGACACUUUGGCCAGCGCACCACUGAGCUCCUUACCUAGUACUUCGUUAUCUCCUUUUUAACAGGACAUUCAAACCCAGAUUGUCUAGUGCCUACAUUUGGGAGUGUGUC
Molecule: messenger RNA, 4878 nt
Organism: Castor canadensis (American beaver)
Lineage: Eukaryota; Metazoa; Chordata; Mammalia; Rodentia; Castoridae
Gene: Pfkfb3
Product: 6-phosphofructo-2-kinase/fructose-2,6-biphosphatase 3
Biological process (GO): fructose metabolic process; fructose 2,6-bisphosphate metabolic process
Cellular component (GO): cytosol
Molecular function (GO): 6-phosphofructo-2-kinase activity; ATP binding; fructose-2,6-bisphosphate 2-phosphatase activity
Source: RefSeq, a predicted model, not a curated record